UCUCAAGCAACAUGGAGGCCAUUGCAAAAGCAAAGGUGAAUCUUGAGAAAAUGUGUCGCACCCUUGAAGAUCAACUGAGCGAGCUGAAGGCCAAAAAUGAUGAACAUGUGCGACAGCUGAAUGACACUGGAGUGCAACGGGCAAGGCUGCAAACAGAGAAUGGUGAAAUCAGUCGCCAACUAGAAGAGAAAGAAGCUCUUGUGUCUCAGCUGACAAGGAGCAAGCAGGCUUACACUCAGCAGAUUGAAGAACUGAAGAGGCACGUUGAAGAGGAAGUUAAAGCCAAGAACGCCCUGGCUCAUGCUGUCCAGUCGUCUCGUCACGACUCUGAUCUGCUCAGAGAGCAGUAUGAGGAGGAGCAGGAGGCCAAAGCGGAGCUGCAGCGUUCCAUGUCCAAGGCUAACAGCGAGGUGGCUCAGUGGAGAACCAAAUAUGAGACUGACGCCAUUCAGCGCACUGAGGAGCUGGAGGAGGCUAAGAAAAAGCUGGCCCAGCGUCUUCAGGAUGCCGAGGAAUCCAUUGAGGCUGUGAAUGCCAAAUGUGCCUCUCUGGAAAAGACUAAACAGAGGCUUCAUGGUGAAGUGGAGGACCUGAUGAUCGAUGUGGAAAGAGCUAAUGCUCUGGCUGCAACCCUGGACAAGAAGCAGAGGAACUUUGACAAGGUCCUUGCAGAGUGGAAGCAGAAGUAUGAAGAAAGCCAGGCUGAGCUGGAAGGAGCUCAGAAAGAGGCUCGCUCUCUCAGCACUGAAAUGUUCAAGCUGAAAAAUUCAUAUGAAGAGUCUCUGGAUCAGCUGGAGACCUUGAAGAGGGAGAACAAGAACCUGCAGCAGGAGAUCUCAGAUCUAACUGAGCAAAUCAGUGAAACUGGAAAGACCAUUCACGAACUGGAAAAAGGAAAAAAGGUCGUUGAGACUGAGAAGUGUGAACUCCAAACCUCCCUUGAAGAGGCCGAGGCAACCCUGGAGCACGAAGAGUCCAAGAUUCUCCGUGUUCAGCUGGAGCUCACCCAAGUCAAGAGCGAAAUUGACAGAAAGUUGGCAGAAAAGGAAGAGGAGAUCGAACAGAUCAAGAGGAACAGCCAGCGGGUGAUUGAGACCAUGCAGAGCACUCUGGACGCCGAGGUCAGGAGCAGGAACGAUGCCCUGAGAAUCAAAAAGAAGAUGGAGGGAGACCUGAAUGAGAUGGAGAUCCAGCUGAGCCACGCAAACCGCCAGGCAGCUGAAGCUCAGAAACAGCUGAGGAACAUUCAGGGUCAUCUUAAGGAUACACUGCUGCAUCUUGAUGAGGCUGUCAGAGGACAAGAUGAGAUGAGAGAGCAGGUGGCGAUGGUGGAGCGCAGGAACACCCUGAUGGUGGCUGAGAUCGAGGAGCUGAGAGCUGCUCUCGAGCAAACAGAGAGAAGCCGCAAAAUGGCUGAACAGGAACUGGUUGAUGCCAGCGAGCGUGUUACACUGCUGCAUUCUCAGAAUACCAGCCUGAUCAACACCAAGAAGAAGCUGGAGGCUGAUCUGGUUCAGAUCCAAGGGGAGGUGGAAGAUGCUGUUCAGGAGGCGAGAAACGCUGAAGAUAAAGCCAAGAAGGCCAUCACUGACGCUGCCAUGAUGGCCGAAGAGCUGAAGAAGGAGCAGGACACCAGCGCUCAUUUGGAGAGGAUGAAGAAGAACCUGGAGGUGACGGUGAAGGACCUGCAGCACCGUCUGGAUGAAGCUGAAAAUCUGGCCAUGAAGGGAGGCAAGAAGCAGCUCCAGAAACUGGAGGCUCGGGUUCGUGAACUGGAGACUGAAAUUGAUGCUGAACAAAGGCGCGGCGCAGAAGCUAUCAAGGGAGUGAGAAAAUAUGAAAGAAGAGUGAAGGAACUCACCUAUCAGACUGAGGAGGACAAGAAGAACAUCACCAGACUGCAGGAUCUGGUGGACAAACUGCAGCUGAAAGUGAAAUCUUAUAAGAGACAGGCUGAGGAGGCUGAGGAGCAGUCCAACACUCACCUGACCAGGUACAGGAAGGUGCAGCACGAGAUGGAGGAAGCUCAGGAGCGUGCCGACAUCGCCGAGUCUCAGGUCAACAAGCUGAGGGCCAAGAGUCGGGAAAUUGUCAAGACUAAAGAGUCCCAGGAGUGAUGGUGAAAUCUCACCAAAACUGUGACAAGAAUCAUACAAUAUGAGGAUCUUGUUACGUGUUCUUUUGAGCAUGUGAAGCAUGAUAUGAUUCAAAUACAUUUAGUGAAAUAAAACUGAAAAAGCUGA
Molecule: messenger RNA, 2243 nt
Organism: Nematolebias whitei (Rio pearlfish)
Lineage: Eukaryota; Metazoa; Chordata; Actinopteri; Cyprinodontiformes; Rivulidae
Product: myosin heavy chain, fast skeletal muscle
Exons: 15
Coding region: 12-2117 (701 amino acids)
Cellular component (GO): myosin complex
Source: RefSeq, a predicted model, not a curated record